AUGCAGAGGUUUCCUAUCCCGACGCCUACUUGGGCUGAAUACAAACAGAAUCAAGAAUACUUUGAUCGUUUAUACCAAGGGCUCAGGGGUUCCUGGUAUAACUACAACACUGCUGUCCCCGGCUUCGUUGAGUUGCCAGGACAUUGUAUGCCCCAACUCCCGGCUGUCAAUCAAGCAUCGUCGUCUCAGGCGGCCCCAAAUCCCAAUAGCACCACUAUGCACUGCGACAAGCAUCUUGGCAAGGACUGCAACAACGCCUGUUGUAAGCCCAAGCCCAAGCCCAAGCCCAGUGCACGAGGCCGCCGUGUAACAAUUGCCACUGCCAGUGAUGAAGAGAAUGGCGUUGUCACAGACACCGAAGGCAACAUCACGGACAGUUCCAAACCUGUCGUCAAGGGCAAGAUGACUACUAAUGCAAAGGGAAAGGAAAAGGCAGUCCAGACUGAGUCAGAGAACGAAUCGUCUGUUGCUCAGGCUGAUGAUGAUGCCUCGACUGACGCUGAGACGUCGGUCCUUUCAUCCGUCGCCUGCCUCAAGGACCCCAAGUGGUCUCUUUCAGAGGACUGCCGCCUUCGCAGCAUGAAGGAGGCCGGCGAGACCUGGGCUUUCAUCUCAAGCUCUCUUUGCAAGACAAAGGACGAUGUCCGAGCUCGCUGGAAGAUACUCCAGAGCCAGUUGCGUCCCAAAGAAACUGUCGACACUGACACUGACAAUGCCGCUGAGGAGGAGUCUGUCGAUGACAGUACCGAUGAGGACGGUGAAAACAAUGAAGAGUCUGAUGCGGAUGACGAGGUCUCUGAUAACGAUGAAGAUUCUGAUGCGGACGACGAGGAUUCCGAGGAUUCCGAUGAUGACGAGGAAUCUGAUGAGGACGACAACGACUCUGACGAUGAUGAUGAAGAGUCCGACGAGUCUGACGAAGACUCUGAUGUUGACACCAACAAGAUUUCUAAGUCCACUGUCAACAAUAAGUGGCAUACAGGUGUGCGUAACCUCAAGGUUGCCAGGGAAAAUCAAGGGGCCAAGGCUCGCGCCCGGGCCAAGGCAUCUGGGAGGGAGGGCUCAUCUGCGGGUGAAGCCAACGAGAACGAUGGGUAUUCGUCGCUCUCCCGAGGCGACGCAAAGCAGAUGAAGCAUAUGAAGGAACACGUCUACGGGGCCAUGUACCCUCCUCAUUUCCACCCACAGUCUAAUGCCUACUUGGUCAAACGAGACUGCGCCCUCCUCGCUACCAUUGACAGCAAGUAUAAGCGAUCUCGCUGGCUCGAAAUGCAGGCCAAUUUCUACAACGUCACAGGACAAAUGGUCCCUCUUGUAUCCUUCAAGGCCAGAUGCGAGCGCGCCGAGGCCGAGAAGACGGAGCGCUCCAAGACCCGCGAACUCGAAAAACGCAUGAAUAAGGUUGAGGACUGGAUUGCGAAGCAGGAACGUGAGCAGUCAGCCGACUCUGAGGACGCUGAUGAGUCAGAGGACUCUGACGAUUCUGAGGACGCUGAAGAUUCCGACGACUCGGAUGAGUGA
Molecule: messenger RNA, 1521 nt
Organism: Fusarium subglutinans
Lineage: Eukaryota; Fungi; Ascomycota; Sordariomycetes; Hypocreales; Nectriaceae
Exons: 1
Coding region: 1-1521 (506 amino acids)
Source: RefSeq, a predicted model, not a curated record